Amoebophrya sp. A120 is the source of this 7039-nucleotide messenger RNA. The record is from the annotation of a GenBank genome assembly. NCBI's taxonomy places the organism in Eukaryota, Dinophyceae, Syndiniales, Amoebophryaceae.
GUGCGCUUGUGUGUGCUUUGGACCUUAGGCUAUCACUGAUUACUUUGUUUACAUUUACAUCUACAUGGAAAAUUUACAUGCUAAGUUUUACCAAGUAAAACGAAUUUCGACACAUAUCAAAACCACACGACACGUCCAGAUCGACCAAAAUGUCUGUGUUUCUACUGUGGCGACAAACUGGUUUUCUGGGGAUCGCGGUGACGCUCCUAGCAUUGCUCAACGUUCUUGGAGUCGGUACUACUUAUGCAGUGGCCGCAACGGCAAACCUUUACGACGUACUUGGCAUCAACCGGUCCGCGACUGCGGCAGAGAUCAAGCGCGCAUUCCGCCAACGGUCUCUGGAAGCGCAUCCGGACAAAAAGGGCUCCGACACGGAAUUUUUGCAGGUGAAGGAAGCAUACGAUGUGUUGCGCGACCCGAACAGGCGAAGACUGUACGACCGGGGGGUGCAGACGCAGAGUACUACUCAUUGGAUUUUUCUUUUCAAAAUAAUAUUUGUACGUUGAAGUAGAUGAACUCCCAGACACAAUAAAUGCAAGGAAGUAGUUUUUCCAUGGUUCUUUCGUCUUCGAUUGUUUUGUCAAAUAAUUUUUGCGCAAACAAGAAAUCAAACCUCCACUCCAGGCCCGUCUUCCCGGCAGCCUCGGCGGCCGGAUCCGAAUAAGGCGGAUCUGGUCAUCACGACCGUGAAACAGCUCCUCGAUUUCGAAUCAAAGCACAGCGAGAAAUUCGUGCUGCUCCACGUCUUUCACGGCACCUCCCGGCUGGACAUAUCAAAUGCAAAAAUGUCUGGGUCUGGGAGAUUGCAAGAUUUGUCAUGCAUAUUUUGCAUGAUCCAUAAUGCCUGUAAUGCAUGGCCUAGCAUCACGGAUUUGCAGAGCGCUUCCUCAUGCCUAUUCCGCAUGACAAAUGCCAUCUCCGCGGAGCACAAAAUCUACUGCUCUCACUGGCCAUGCAAUACAAAUUUUUCUCGAAUCCAGAGACAGCAUCACAAGUUUAGAAUCUUCCAGACCCAGACGCUUUUGCAUUUCAUAGGACACGAAGGGCGGCGACUGGGUUUCGGAGCUGGAGGAUUCCGAUAUCAAAGUGAAAAAAGCCCCCCACCCCAUAUCGGAACCGGAAGAUGCGCGAAUUUGUGAUGCUGUGUUUGAGUAUACAAAUCAACUUGUAUUGCUAGAAGGCCAAGAGACGAAGCUGCGGCCUAAAUUGCAGGUAAUCUGUCAUGCUGUUUCCCACUUCCAGUUGCCUCCUGUCAUCCUGGAGCUGCAAGGCUUUCCCACGCUCGACAGCACUACAGUCCGCAUCUUUUGCCUUCUAGCAUCACAAAGCUGAUUUGUGACCACAAAUCUGCAUCACAGAUCACAUUCAGCGCCUGCGGAGGCUUGCCUCCAAAGCUAUGCUGGACAAUGGCAAUGUCGGUGCGGUUGUUUUAGCAUCACAGAUCUCCGUUUUGAUAUGGGGAGGGGGCAUUUUUCAUUGUAAUAUCCGAGUUUUUCCGGUUCGCCAACGUGCCCGUGUUUCAGGCGGACAGCGCGCUGCUGGAGCAUUUAGGAGUGACCACGCACCCCUGCCUGGUAUUGGUGCAUUCCGAUUUAAAACUGCGGUCGGACCCGUUCACGGUGUCGGAGACCGCAUUCCAGUACGAUUUAGUUGCGGAAACCGUCCGGUUCCAAGCGGUGCGGCAAACCGGCGCGCCCUACAAGCAGCUGGUGCAGUAUCUGCGGCUGAACGAGAAUCCGGACGAGCAGCUCCUGCAGCACCCGGACGGCAGCGGGUAUCAACUGCAAAUAUGUCUGGGUCUGGGAGAGUGUAAACUUGUCAUGCAGGUUUUCCAUGACCCAUGAGGUCUGGAAUGCGGGGCCUAGCGUGAUAGAGUCUGUGAGGUCUCUGUCAUGCCUCUCCUGCAUGAGAAACGCCCUUCCAACUUGGUCGAAAGUGGACAGCUUUUGGCACUGAUGCAACACACAUUUUUGCAUGAAUCGGAUUUUGCAUGACAAGUUGCAAUCUUGCAGACCCAGACAUUUUUGCAAGCCAUAGCGGAUGUCUGCGGGUCAUUUACCUGGCCCGCACGGAGGACGAGAAUUUCGAACUCUUCAUGCUGGCCCUGCGCCGGGACCAGAAGUACCCCUUCGCGUGCUUCUUUCACGUGUUGCCCCCCGACCUCGCGCGCGCCGAACUGCUGGAGGCCGAUAGAGAGCAGAACGAGAUACUAGAUGGACCACCCGGAACUAGUACUUCUGGUGAUUUGCGAAAUGGUAAAACCACGACUGGUUCUUUCGGAGCGGUGAAGCGGGCGGACGGUAUUGAGGAACUCUACCAGCAAAUCCAAAGUUCGCCGUAUGUGCUGAUCGAUCCGGUCACGGACGAGGGGAUCGAGGUCCCCGAUUUGCACAGUCUGCAGGAGGAGUUGGGGCGGCACGCGCACGAGAAGCAAUUUUUUCUCCGCGAGGCGAACAGCUUAACGAUCCCGAACGGGCGGUUUCUCGUUCUCUUUCUCCCCCGCUUGGAGAACGUCCAGGCCGCGAACGCAAAGGCGCGGGCGGCGAGGAACCUGUCCGCCUACCGCCACACCCAGGAGUUCUGCGAGCGCGUCGCCAAGGAGGGCAUGCUGGCCUGCUUCUGGAUGCGGGCGUCGGAGCCCUGGAACCAGUUUCUGGGGGAGCAAACCGCGAGGCAGCUAGGGUUGCUCGAUCUUGAUCCUGAUAGCACUUUUCACAACAGCGGAGCGGGAGCAGCAGUUGGUCAAGCAACAUCAACUAACGGAAUAAACAAGGGGCAGCAGCACCAGCAUCAGCAAGCAGAGCAAAUCUCGAAGGUCGCGAACAACAGCUGUCCACGGGUGGCGCUGUUUGACGGGCCGACCCGCCUGAUCGGGGUUUUUCUGGAUGAAGAGAGGGAAGUGUUGUCGCAGAAGAGCUGCUUCGAGGGCAGUGGGUUGGACGCGGCCACCCGGUACUGGUGGUUGCGGCACCGCGGCCGGAAGGCACAGCAACUUCAGGGGGUGGUCAGCACUCCAGCCUUCCCCUUGCCGAACUUUCUGCUCGAAAACCCGCCCCGGAAGGCGCCGGAGAAUUUCCAGGAGUACUUGGAGCGGUAUGUGUUCGAAGAUCUUGCUUUUGUUAUCCUGUGUAAAAACGUCCCCACCCCAUACUCAAGAUGGGAAAUCUGCUAGACAAAUCAACGAGCUUUGGCUGUUGCGCAUGACAAGCGCCGUGGCCUCGUAGUGUAAUCCUUUUUAGGUAGUCCAGUAGCAUCACAGAUCUAGCGCAUCAUGCUGAUUGGAGCAUGGCAAAUUCCAAAACACGACUCGAAAACGCUUCUCAUGGGGCUCCGCGUGAGAAAUAUUCUCAGCAUGCCGAUGUGCAUGACAAAUAUGGGCUGGGGACGUUUCUCCGCAGGAUAUUUGUGGCCGACCUGGUGAAGCAGGAAUUGAAGGCCAGAAUCGCCGAGGCGAAGCAGGUUUUAGGCCGCGACUUGCACUACCUGUUCGAAGUGUUUGUCGAGAACUACGAGAUUUGCAUGGCCACGUUUUUUAUGCAUUGCAAAAAUGUCUGGGUCUGGAUCUGGAAGAGUCGGGACUUGUCAUGCACAUUUUGCAUGACGAUGACCCGUGAGGUCUGUGAUGCUGUUGCUAGCAUCACAGAUUUUUUGAGAGCUUCUUGAUGCUAAUUACGCAUGAGAAAUGCCCUCUCCGCGUGCCAAGAGCUGACUCCUCUUGCUGCUCAUGCAACACAGAUAUUUUUAGAAUCCGCAGACAGCACUACAAGUCCCACUCUUCCAGACCCAGACACAUUUGCAAUGCAUAUUUUUCGUCCUGGUCUGCACCAUCUUGUUUUUCGCGAUCCAGAACUUCAUCAAGGGGCCCGCGGGCGGUCCGACCCCCACGAUGCGGCCGAACCAGUUUUUCUUUGCCGUGACCGUGCAGCGCGACAGCGUGCAGGACUGCCCGUGGGGCGUGCAGCUGAAGUCGGGUCCUCAGGGGAGCAGUAGCCGGACCCCACGGCUGUUCAUGGCGGAAAUUUACAGCGACAAGGCACUUUUUCGGUGGAACGAGGCGCAUGCCCGGUUGCAGCCGUUCCGACCGCAGAAGGAUGACGUGAUCCGCGUCGCGAACGGGGAAACGGACCCCGAAAGGAUCUUGCAGGUGUUCGGCCGGGAAAAAGUGAUCAAUCUGAUUCUGCACCGCCCCAACGUGUACAAUGUCGGCACCAACGCCGCAGUCGUGGUGGAUCGGGUCGAUUUCUUGCCCGAAAAAGUGCUAUUACAAUGAAAAAUGCCCCAGCUUGGCAGCAUUUGUAUUGCAAACCUUUCCAACAGAAACAUUCCCCGUCUUGCAUAUCUCAGCAUCACAAAUUUUCCAUGCUGAAGAGGUCAAAUUUGUGUUUCGAAGUAGCCCAACAGCAGCUGGAUCUGUUAUACACAAGGCGCCUUGAGCACCCAGAUUCUGUAUCAGGAACGCUCGCAAUCCUUUUAUGCAAGACAAAAAGCUUUCAUUUGGAAGCUUUGCAUGACAAACUUCUGAAAAUUCCGGGGUGGGGGCAUUUUUCAUCGUAAUAAGUGCUGCGCGAAGUGCUGAAGACGUGUACCCAGGAUUUGCAUGGGAGACAGCAGCUGGAGCAGCAAGUUGUGACGGUGGUGCCCGGGUGCGAGCGACUGGUGCUGCCGUCCAUGCGCGGCGGCUUGUUGGAACCGCAGGACCUGCUGACCCACGUGAAGCGGAUGCCGGAGCGGGCCGAUAUGCUGCAGGUGCACUACAUGCGCAUGCUCGACGUCUCGGCCAAGAAGCAGGUGGCGCUCCGGGUGCUGAUAUGCAUUGCAAAACUAUCGUACUAGUAUAAAUUGCAUUACAAAUUUUCCCAAGAACAAAAAUGCAAUUUGUCAUGCUAUUUCAGGUAGAAAGUUGGAUUUGUCAUGCAUAUCUGCAAUUAGUACGAGUGCGAUACUUUUUCACAGGAUAGCUGAAGCUGCAGCGCGAAACGACGCAGACCAGCUGGGGCAUGGACAUCAUGGGCACGACGCGGCAAAUAUGAAUUGCGAAUAUGUCUGGGUCUGGAAGAAUUGAAGUUUGUCAUGCUUGUCUGGGAUGACUCGAGAGUUUGUGUUGCAUACGCACGAAGCGGCAUUCUUACUUGUCAUGCAAAAACGCAGUUUGCGAUGCGGAAUACGUAACACAUGGCAGCCAAAAAAAUUGUCAUGCAUAGCAAGCUGCGUAUUGCAGUGCGUCUAUCAUUCCUUUUUAGCAUUACAAGUUUCCAGACCCAGACAUUUUUGCAAUCCAUAGCAAAGCCGCCGCGUGUCCAAGUUCGCGGCGAGCUUGGGGUUCCGGGUCGGCGACAAGAUCUGCCUCGUCACCACGAUGGUUCCGUCGGGAGUGCAGGACAAUUGUAGCUCAGCUGGACGAGGACUGCAAGAAGAACCAGAAGCCGGACAUCAAGCCAGUGGCAGUAAAGCUGCAAUAAGUUCGAAAACCUUUACGCGCACCUUUUCGGAUUGGCCCGACGUGCUGCGGUGCUUCAAGCACAGUUUGCAAAUCGAGGAAGUGGUAGUGCUGCGGUGGAUGUCGGGGGAGGAGGAGUUGGAUUUGGAAAGAAAUGAUCUUGCUGAAGAAAAACCACGAGGGACCAGCAACGUGCGCCGGGUGCAGCCGGAAGCCGCGGAAAAUUUUUUGCUCACGCAGUUUGGCGCACGGAAAGUUCAAGUUGUGGCGGGGGCCAAGGAGGAAAGUCGAACUAGUACUUCUACCAGUAGAAGCGUCGAGCAGGAACCUGCUUCAUCGUCGAGGGUUGUUGAUAGUACAUCAGCACCGAGUGGUGGGGCAGCUGGUGGCAACGGAGAACGAAGUUCGCAACAAGGUGUUGAAAUGGUCGCAACUACGAGUUCAACGCAGCAUAGUGAACAAGAAGGGCCAAGAACUGCUGAGCCAAUAGUACCUCCUCCAGGUAGCGAAGAACUUCCGAAAGUCGGUCCACCGCCGCCCGCAAGAAUCAUGGCGUCCAGCACCAAACCAGAGGAGGAAGCGCCAGCCGGCGGAAUAGUUUCAGAACCGCUUUGUUCCGAGCAAAAAGAGCCUUUCCACGCGGCGUCGCCCGCCGAUAGCACGAACAGCACGGCCUCCAGCAGUAUUCAUCCGGGCAUGAACAUAGCACCGGGAGGAGGAGGAGAAGCAUCAGCGGGCAGUUCAUUUAGAAGUACUCAAACCCCCGGGGCUAUUGAGGAGGUACAGCAAGCUGAGGAGAACUCCGCGUCAGCACCGAAAUUUCCGCCUCCUCGGGCCUUUUCUGGGGCUUUGCGAAGUUCAGAGGUGGUCGAGGAGAAGUUUUCAUCCUCAUCGAGUUUUUCACCACCUCCGACUGGUGCGUUUGGUACUAGCGUUAGUACUUCUACAGGAACUGCGUCCAUUGGCAGCACCCUCCAGAUGACAGGAUCUUCGAACAAGCAUGCAGCUCCAAGUUGUGCUGCAACUGCAUCUCGGGUCUUCUUGGAAGUCGCCUUACCACCCGGGUUUCUGUACGACGAAUUGGCGAAGAGCUCUGCUGCUUUUUUCGACGACGACACCGGGGAAGGAAGUUCUUCCACGUUGCCCCUGCGGAUUGUGGUGCAGGAGAGCAGCGCUGGGAAUAGUAGUAAAAUUUUUGGUGGUACUAGGACAGCAACCACUUCUGACGUAGGUAGAAGAGGACUACAUCAAGGACAACAACUUCUGCACGAGGGAGAUCUACUUGAAGACGGUGACGGUGUUGAAGGGCAGCCAGCCGUGCGGUACUCCUACAAUGGGCACACGGCGUCCUUCCCUUUGCCACCCGGCCCGCUGACCGCGGCCGAGAAAAAGCGGGUGUUCUGGCAAGAAAAGCGCCGCUUGCUAGCUGCGAUUGGCGGAGGGUUGAGAACCAUUUUCACCGACUUUUAGAAGCCGAAGUGCCGCAUAAGCAGUAUAUAGGAGUUUGAAAGUCAGAACAUUGGACCAGAAACCGCAUAUUUGAAACAAACGAAAAAACCGCUUACGUGGGAGGAUGGUGUUCUAAAUUCAUUACCAUUACAU